Messenger RNA from Olea europaea var. sylvestris, 2835 nucleotides. RefSeq names its product two-component response regulator ARR2-like. The coding region runs from base 343 to 2385 and encodes 680 amino acids. Gene Ontology annotation, molecular function: DNA-binding transcription factor activity; DNA binding. The record is from RefSeq and is a predicted model, not a curated record. NCBI's taxonomy places the organism in Eukaryota, Viridiplantae, Streptophyta, Magnoliopsida, Lamiales, Oleaceae. Gene Ontology annotation, biological process: cytokinin-activated signaling pathway; phosphorelay signal transduction system. The transcript has 6 exons.
AUCCAUGAAAAAAAAUCAGAAUUAAUCCAAAAAACUCCCAAAGAAAAAAAAAAAAUUGUUCAGGAAGCACAUAAGCACAAAACGAUGUCUUUUAAUCUUAUGUUCUUAUAUAUACCCACAUAUAUAUAGCAAUUUUUUCCCUCUUUUCCCCACUUUUUCUUGCAGCAAAACAUUGAAAAGAGUUGGAAAUCUUGAAAUUCCAUUUAUUAUCCUUUUCUUCCUUAAUAUUUUUUUCUUGGAGGGUGAAAUCAGAAAUUAUACGCAGUAGAAAGUUAAGAGUUUUUGAUUACUUGGUUUAGUUUUUCCAUCUGGGUUCAUAUAUGUGUGGAAAUUGAAGAAAAAAUGAAUCUUGGCGGCUCACAAGCAGUGAAAUCCAUGUCUGUAUCGAGUUCAAGCGUUACUCGGAAAUCCGGUGAUGGAGUCUCCGACCAGUUUCCGGCGGGUCUCAGAGUACUUGUUGUGGAUGAUGACCCCACUUGUCUCAGGAUCUUGGAGAAGAUGCUCAAGAAUUGCCUCUAUGAAGUUACCAAGUGCAAUCGGGCAGAGCUUGCCUUAAAUUAUCUAAGGGAGAACAAGAAUGGUUAUGACAUUGUUAUAAGUGAUGUUCACAUGCCGGACAUGGAUGGUUUCAAACUUCUUGAGUAUGUUGGACUCGAGAUGGACCUUCCCGUUAUCAUGAUGUCUGCGGAUGAUAGCAAAAAAGUUGUGAUGAAGGGGAUUACUCAUGGUGCGGUGGAUUAUCUCAUCAAACCGGUUCGCAUUGAGGCACUGAAGAAUAUAUGGCAGCAUGUGGUUCGCAAAAAAAAGGUUGAUUAUAAGGGAAAGGAGUAUGAACAAACAGGAAGUGUGGAAGAUGGAGAACAGCAGCAAAAACCACCUGAAGAUGCUGAAUAUUCAUCUUCAGCCAAUGAGGGGAGUUGGAAAAAUCCAAAGAAAAGAAAGGAUGAGGAAGAAGAAGCAGAAGAAAGAGAUGAUCCAUCAACAUUGAAGAAACCACGUGUGGUUUGGUCGGUUGAGCUCCAUCAGCAGUUUGUCACCGCUGUUAAUCACCUUGGACUAGACAAGGCUGUUCCUAAGAAAAUCCUGGAACUAAUGAAUGUCCCUGGGCUUACAAGGGAGAACGUUGCAAGCCAUCUUCAGAAGUAUCGUCUUUAUCUAAGAAGGCUAAGUGGCGUAUCACAGCAUCAGAGUGGACUCAAUAAUGCCUUUAUGGGACCUACAGAUUCAACCUUUGGGCCAAUGUCUUCUCUCAAUGGGCUUGAUCUUCAAGUUCUUGCUGCUUCAGGUCAGCUUCCACCACAAAACCUUGCUACAAUCCAGGCAGCUUCUUUUGGUCAGGCUACAAACAAAUCACCUGUACCAGUUCACCUAGUUGAUCAAAGAAAUCUUUUCAGCUUUGAAAGUCCCAAGUUAAGGUUUGGUGAGGAUUCACAACUGCUUAACAAUAAUAGUAAGCAAAUCAAUUUGCUCCAUGGUAUCCCUACAAAUAUGGAACUGAAGCAGCUUGCCACUUUGCGUCAAUCUGCGCAAUCGUUCGGGAACCUGAAUACACAACUCCACUCUCAGUCAAGUGAAACCGGCUCUCUACUGACACAGAUGUCUCAAUCUCAGUCUAGGACACCAAUAUUAAAUGAAAUCAGUGGCACCCAUGUCUUGACUCUUCCAUCGUCUCCAGGUCAGCCCAUGUUGUCGCGGGCACUCCCUAGCUCUGUCUUGCCGCGAAAUGGAAUUGAAAAUGUUCACGGAGGAACACUUGGUUCAGUUUCACAGCCCUCUCCAGAUCUAGAGUUUUCCAUAAAUCAGGGGGACGAGUUUCCGGGCAACAGUUUUCCUCUCACGAGCAAUUCAGGUAUAUCGAUUCUCACUUCUAAAGGGAUGCCGCAAGAAGAGGUUAAUUCGGAAAUGAAAAUGCCUAGAGGUUAUCUUCCUAAUUAUGACACUUCUGAUGAGCUGAAUCAGAAUAGAACUCAAGAUUGGGGUAUGCAGAAUGUUGGAUCAACCUUUGACGUGUCUCAGCAUUCUAACAUACAAGGGAGCUUAGAUGUUUUACCUUCAAUUUUAGUUCAACAAGGGUUUUCUUCUAGCCAUAAGAGUGAACAAAGCAGGAAUGCGUCUGUUAGUAAGGCAGCCUUCUCAGUUGGGGACGGAAGAAUUGGUAACACUUCAAACCCUGGUCACCCACUUAACUUGUCUCUGGCUGAUAUUUCACAAAGGAUCAAGUCUGAAAGACUGCCAAAUAUGGGCUUCCAGAAUACCUUCUUCUCUGAACAGUUUGGUCAAGAUGAUCUCAUGAGUGCACUUCUCAAACAGCAGCAAGAAGGCACAGGAGCUGUUGAAAGCGGGUUUGGAUUUGAUGGAUAUCACUUGGAUAAUCUUCCUGUGUAACACCUUUCCCUGCUGUAGCUUAUUGCGUUUAGCACUUUCGUGUAGUCAUAGUCCUGAUCAAAGGCUGAAGAUUCAGUUUGAUGUCUGCUUCCAGAAGUAAGAAUUUAUCUGCAUUAUUUUGGUGUCAAUAGCAAGCUGUGUUUAUUUCUUUUUAAACUAUAAUGCAAAGCAUGAUGCUCGGUCUGGUGGAUCAGCUACAAUAGAAGACGAUGUAGGGAAAUGUGCAAAGCAUACGCUAAAUUUUGACAGCUUUUAGAAUAGGCAAUUGUAGUAGAUACAGUAUCAUUUUCAGGAACUAGUGAAUUUUCCUCGUUUGCGAGUGCCAAUCUAUCUCUCUCUGCAAUCUGGUGUCUGCUCUAACUCAAAUAAAACAAAUGUUUAUUUUCCAGAAUUUGGAUGCUUUGUAUAGAUUUGAUUUGAAUUCAAGAAACUAGCAUUGUCGUUCUUUCA